Molecule: messenger RNA, 1227 nt
Organism: Anthostomella pinea
Lineage: Eukaryota; Fungi; Ascomycota; Sordariomycetes; Xylariales; Xylariaceae
Source: the annotation of a GenBank genome assembly
AUGCGUCACGCACUUGUCCUCGGGGGCGCUGCUCUGGCGUCCGCCGCGUACACACCUAGACAGGCGGACUUUUCGGCCACGCUGAACCCGCGAAGCGCUCAACCGAAGCAUCCUGGUUUUAAAAGGGACGCAGCCUCCACCCCAUCCGUCAAUAUCUCAUCGGUCGAGCAGCUUGUCUACGAUAUCGACGUCGAGCUCGGCAACCAGCAGGUCAAGCUGCUGGUCGACUCGGGCAGUUUCUCGCUAUGGACCGCCACGCCUGACUACCGAUGCACUGAUGGGUACUGGAACUACACCACCACCACUUGUGGCAUUGUCGGGACCUACGAUCCUACGAGCGACCCAGAUGCCGUUGAAUACGACGGGACUGCCGUGACCUAUUACGAAUCAUACGGCUCCGGCUACGCCCAAGGCGCGGCCUAUAACACCACCGUCACCAUAGGCGGUUUUACGGUCGAGAACUAUCCCAUCGGGUACGCCGAUGCGGUGGACUUCUCCGGGGGCGACAACGAGGUUACCGGCAUUAUCGGCCUCGGGUUAGGCGAGGCGACCGGCUUCUACCUCAGCGACCCCUGGACCGCCCAGGCCCCGGCUGGGCUCUUCCAAAGGCUGAAGGAGCAGCUUGGCGCAUGGCAGUUCGCCAUCACGUACGGCGAGGGCAUCUCGAACGGCCCCUCGAGCACCUCCAACACCGGCACGCUUUCCCUCGGCGGCAUCGCCACCGGCAUGUACCCCGGCGACGUCGACACGGCAGAGUUCGUGACACUGAACAUUUCGGCCGACUUCAAGAAGGAGGGCUAUUCCUACUGGGGUGGCAACAUCGACGGCUGGACGUACCCGAACGACACCGCUUCCGGCUACGCGACGCCCUUCGCCACCGACGUCCUGGUUGACUCGGGCACCGCGUACAUGAAAGUGGACCGUGGCACUACGGGGCUCUACAACGCCCUGUGGACCGGUGGCUCGACCGUCUCAGGCGACUACUACGUGAUCGACUGCAACGCGACGGCGCCCGACUUCAGCGUAAUCAUCGCCGGCGAGACGCGCAACAUCUCGUCCCAUGACCUUGUUUACAGGCUCGCCGACGGCACAUGUCAGUCCUCCAUCACGGAGGCUAUCAACUCGCCCCAAUUCAUCCUGGGCGCCCCGUUCUUCAAGAGCAAUCUUGUCGUUUUCGACGGAGAUGCGGAGGCGAUCCAUGUUGCGCAGAAACCGAGGGCUGCGUAG